AUGAAGUACAUCCUGGUGACGGGCGGCGUGAUCUCGGGCAUCGGCAAAGGGAUCAUCGCCAGCAGCAUCGGCACCAUCCUCAAGUCCUGCGGGCUGCGGGUCACCUCCAUCAAGAUCGACCCCUACAUCAACAUCGACGCGGGCACCUUCUCCCCGUACGAGCACGGGGAGGUGUUUGUGCUGGAUGAUGGAGGGGAGGUGGACCUGGACCUGGGGAACUACGAACGCUUCCUUGACAUCCGACUCACCAAGGACAACAACCUGACCACGGGGAAGAUCUACCAAUAUGUCAUCAACAAGGAGAGGAAGGGAGACUACCUGGGCAAAACUGUCCAAGUUGUUCCCCACAUCACAGAUGCCAUCCAGGAGUGGGUGAUGAGGCAGGCACGGAUCCCUGUGGAUGAAGAUGGCAUUGAACCCCAAGUCUGUGUGAUUGAGCUGGGGGGCACAGUGGGGGACAUUGAGAGCAUGCCCUUCAUCGAAGCCUUCCGCCAGUUCCAGUUCAAAGCCAAGAGGGAGAACUUCUGUAACAUCCACGUCAGCCUGGUGCCCCAGCCAAGCUCCACGGGGGAGCAGAAGACUAAACCCACCCAGAACAGUGUUCGAGAGCUCCGGGGCCUUGGCCUCUCACCAGACCUGAUUGUUUGCAGGUGCUCCACUCCCCUGGAUACCUCAGUAAAAGAGAAGAUCUCCAUGUUCUGUCAUGUGGAACCAGAACAGGUCAUCUGUGUGCAUGAUGUCUCCUCCAUCUACAGAGUCCCUCUGCUCUUAGAGGAGCAGGGAGUGGUUGACUACUUCAGGCACAGGCUUGACCUCCCCAUUGAGAGGCAGCCCAGGAGGAUGCUGCUGAAGUGGAAGGAGAUGGCUGACAGGUACGACCGGCUCCUGGAGACCUGCUCCAUAGCCCUGGUGGGCAAGUACACCAAGUUCUCAGACUCCUAUGCCUCUGUCAUUAAGGCCCUGGAGCACUCUGCACUGGCCAUCAACCACAAACUUGACAUUAAGUACAUUGACUCUGCUGACUUGGAGCCAGACACUCUGCAGGAGGAGCCUGUGCGCUACCACGAGGCCUGGCAGAAGCUCUGUGGUGCUGAUGGGGUGCUGGUUCCUGGUGGAUUUGGUGUUCGGGGGACUGAAGGCAAAAUCCAAGCUAUCUCCUGGGCAAGGAAGCAGAAGAAGCCCUUCCUAGGAGUGUGCCUGGGCAUGCAGCUGGCAGUGGUGGAGUUUGCACGCAGCGUCCUGGGCUGGCAAGAUGCCAACUCAACAGAGUUUGACCCCAAAACUGCUCAUCCUGUGGUCAUUGACAUGCCAGAGCAUAAUCCUGGGCAGAUGGGUGGCACCAUGAGGCUUGGCAAGAGGAGGACACUCUUCCAAACCAAGAACUCAGUCAUGAGGAAGCUGUAUGGGGACCAUGACUUCCUGGAGGAGAGGCACAGGCACAGGUUUGAGGUCAACCCACAGCUGAAGAAGUGCUUUGAAGAGCAGGGUCUGAAGUUUGUAGGCCAGGACGAGGAGGGAGAGCGAAUGGAAGUGGUGGAGCUGGAAGAGCACCCCUUCUUUGUUGGGGUCCAGUACCACCCCGAGUUCCUCUCCAGGCCCAUCAAGCCAUCUCCCCCUUACUUUGGCCUCCUCCUGGCAUCUGCAGGCAGACUCACUCAUUACCUGCAGAAGGGCUGCAGGCUCUCACCCAGGGACACCUACAGUGACAGAAGUGGCAGCAGCUCCCCUGACCUGGAGAUCACAGAGCUGAAGUUUCCAUCAGUGAACCAUGACUGA
This is a messenger RNA of Indicator indicator, 1776 nucleotides long. RefSeq names its product CTP synthase 1 (gene CTPS1). Lineage: Eukaryota; Metazoa; Chordata; Aves; Piciformes; Indicatoridae. Gene Ontology annotation, molecular function: identical protein binding; CTP synthase activity. The record is from RefSeq and is a predicted model, not a curated record. Gene Ontology annotation, cellular component: cytoplasm; cytoophidium. Gene Ontology annotation, biological process: CTP biosynthetic process; pyrimidine nucleobase biosynthetic process. The transcript is spliced from 17 exons. Bases 1 to 1776 code for a protein of 591 amino acids.